AAAAGCUGUCUGCUAAAUUUGGUGUCAUGGCAACAGACCAUUUGCAGCACCAAGGCCUGACUGGGCAGCAGUCUGACGUUCGUUUGACGAUACCUUUGAUUCUUUGAGUACACACAAAAAAUAACAAUGAUGGAAGAUCCGAAUUCUCAACCUGAAGAGAGUCAGUUCGUUGUUGAUGAAGUUAGUGCUGCAAUCAAAGAAGCCAUUGAAUCUGUCAUUGGAGGAAAUACAUACUUGCACAAUAAAGUCAAUCAGUGGUCAUCUUCUAUAAUGGAUUGCUGUUUACAAUCUUUGGUCAAAUUGCAGAAACCCUUUAAAUACAUUGUGACGUGCGUGGUCGUACAGAAGAACGGAGCCGGUGUUCACACUAGCAGCUCUUGUUUCUGGGAUAACUCAACUGAUGGAAGCUGUACUGUGCGCUGGGAAAACAAAACCAUGUAUUGUAUUGUCUCUGUAUUUGGUUUAGCAAUUUAGGUCAUAAUUUCGAAAGUGCUUGAGGAAAACGAAAACGUUGUACACUAAUUUUUGAUUUAUCAAAAUUGAACUAAAAAGGAAAAAUGAAUUCAUAUUAAAAACAAAUUCAUCAGCUA
Daphnia pulicaria is the source of this 590-nucleotide messenger RNA. It is a transcript of the gene Dlc90F, whose product is annotated as dynein light chain Tctex-type 1-like. Gene Ontology annotation, molecular function: dynein intermediate chain binding. Gene Ontology annotation, cellular component: cytoplasmic dynein complex; cytoplasm. The record is from RefSeq and is a predicted model, not a curated record. The transcript is spliced from 5 exons. Lineage: Eukaryota; Metazoa; Arthropoda; Branchiopoda; Diplostraca; Daphniidae. Gene Ontology annotation, biological process: microtubule-based movement. Bases 127 to 474 code for a protein of 115 amino acids.